UAUGCUCAUUUCAAGCGGAAUUAUACUAAACUGAAUUUCGUGGUGAUUUUGUAUCGCAGGAGAGAAAGAUAUUAUUUGGCUUUCCAAUUUGAGUUGAGUGAGAAAAAGGAAAGCGAAAAAAAAUAUGGCAACUUUCGCAAGAUCACUUCGCCCAGCUAUGAAGUGUGUCACAGCCCAGGUCAGAACGUAUGCUGAAGCUAGUGGCAAUGAAAUGAAAUUCACACUGGCUGGGGCAAACAAGGUAUUCUAUGAUCAAGCCAAUAUUCGUCAAGUUGAUGUACCAUCUUUCUCUGGGGCUUUUGGUAUCCUUCCAAAGCAUGUACCAACUCUCGCGGUUUUGAAACCCGGUGUUGUCACCGUAUAUGAGGAAAGUGGUGAAACGAAAAAAGUAUUUGUUUCAUCUGGUACUGUAACCAUCAAUGAGGAUUCUAGUGUUCAAAUAUUGGCUGAGGAGGCACACCCGAUCGAUGCCCUAGAUAAUUCAGCAGCCAAAGAUAUCCUGAGCAAAGCUCAACAGCAACUCAACUCCGCAUCCUCUGAUAAAGACAAGGCCGAAGCUGCUAUUGCAGUUGAAGUGGCAGAAGCUCUCGUUCAGGCUUCCUCGUAAAACUGCAUUAUUGGAACAAAAAAAAAAUUCAAUAUAUUCACUAUUUGAAUUUUAGGAAUGAACAUGUUAGACACCGUCGGCUGUAACUAUUCAUCAUUGUUACUCAAUUAUACUCUUUAAUUCGUGAAUAAAAUAGAAGCCUGAAAAACGGA
Molecule: messenger RNA, 759 nt
Organism: Diachasma alloeum
Lineage: Eukaryota; Metazoa; Arthropoda; Insecta; Hymenoptera; Braconidae
Gene: ATPsyndelta
Product: ATP synthase subunit delta, mitochondrial
Exons: 3
Coding region: 125-607 (160 amino acids)
Biological process (GO): proton motive force-driven ATP synthesis
Molecular function (GO): proton-transporting ATP synthase activity, rotational mechanism
Source: RefSeq, a predicted model, not a curated record